Molecule: messenger RNA, 2435 nt
Organism: Oncorhynchus keta (chum salmon)
Lineage: Eukaryota; Metazoa; Chordata; Actinopteri; Salmoniformes; Salmonidae
Product: ankyrin repeat domain-containing protein 24-like
Exons: 8
Coding region: 1-1905 (634 amino acids)
Molecular function (GO): actin binding
Source: RefSeq, a predicted model, not a curated record
AUGAGGGCACCCCGGUGUGAGGAGGUGGAAGGGGGAGGAGAUGGGGUGUCAGGGGCAGAGGGGAAGGAACGGACAGAGGAGAUGGAGGGGGAGAGCAGUAAGGAGCUGAAGGAGAGGCUGUGUGGGCUGGAGGAGCAGCUGGCCCACUCCCAGUCUGAACUGGAGGAGCUGAGAGAACAGGUGCACCUUGGGUUCUACUCUGUGGAACAGGCAGGGGGCCAUGGGGGCACGGUGGGUGAGACGGAGGGGGCGGGCCAGGAGACACAGCAGCUGAGAGAGAGGGUGAGGGACCUGGAGGCGGUACUGAAAGAGCGAGAGAGACAGGGGGAGGAACAGAGUGAGGGUGAGGGCGAGAGCACAGGGGACAAUGACACAGUCAAACAGCUGAGAAAGAAAGUGAAGAAACUACAGGCAGCCCUGGAAGAUAAAGGAACAGAAAAAGAGGGUGAAAAGGAGGACGGGGGAGGGGAGAGUGAGACAGUGAGGAGCCUCAGGGAGAGGGUGAGUGAGCUUGAAGCCGACCUGGCAGAGAGCAAGGAGUCAGGGAAAGCGGGGGAAAGGAGAGAGGGUGUGGUAAAGCAAGAAGGGGAGGUGGUGUGGAGGCUGCAGGGGCGUGUGGGGGAGCUGGAGGAGGAGCUGAGGCAGUGUGUUCCCCGUUCGGAGCUGGACGAGGUGCAGGUGACCCUGGGUCUGCAGUGUGAGCAGCUGGCCAGGGAGAGAGCUGAGGCCAGCCUGAGACUGAACGAGGCUUUACUGGAGCUGGAGAGACUACGCCCCCCCAGCCCCACACACCACCAAGGAGACGAGGAGGAGGAAGAGGAGGAAGAUAGGUCUGAGGGGUCAGAGCCCUCCAUCACAUCAGAGCCCUCCCUGAGACGGGUGAGAGAGGAACUGGAGGUGGCUAGGCAGGAAGCAGCUCAGGCUCUGGACUGUUUGUGUGCGGAACGCGAGGGCCGGGCCCAGGACACCCUCCACAUGAGAGACGCAGUGUCCCUGUCCCAACACACAGAGGAGCUGUCGGCCCUGUCGGAGCAGCUGGCGCAGACAGCCCAGGAGCUGCAGGCAGAAAGGGCCCUGCGAUGCCAUGCCCAGACUGAGACGGCUAGGCUAGAGGCCCAGCUACAGGCCACACAACAGGACCUUAUACCCAGGGAGGAGCACAAUAAAGUUCAGUUGGAGCUGCAGCGCGCUCUGCAGGCCAGUGAGAGCAGUGCGGCGGAGGCCAAGGAUGCUCUGAGUGUGAAGGAGACAGAGCUGAGAGACAUGAGGUCCCAGAAGGCUUUGGAACAGGGCCUGGUGUCCAAGGAGGACCACGAGUCCCAGCGCCUCUCACUGCAGGCCGAUAUCAACACACUCACCGCCCGAUUCAACGACCUCACACGCAAACAUGAGAAGACCUGCACCGAGGUGUUCCAGGUGCAGCGGGAGGCUCUGUUUAAUAAGAGUGAACGUCAGGUGGCCGAGGCUCAGCUGGCCACGGCGCAACAGCAGCUGGCUGACCUGCAGGCCCAGUCCAGCCACGUCCAGGAGCUCCACAAAGACAUCCAGGACUCCCAGGGCCUGGUCAAGGAGAAGGACCGCAAGAUAAUGGAGCUGUCUAAGGAGGUUUUCCGUCUGAAGGAGGCUCUGGGGGCCCUGAGUCCUCCUCUGGGACUCUCCUCUUCCCACUCCUCUCACUCCCACUCUGAGAGAGUCCCCCCUGUGAACCCUGGCCAGCAGGUGGCGCUGCAGAACAGAGUGGCUGUACUCUCCAAGGAGCUCCAGGAUUGGGAACGAAAGCACAGACAAGUUGUAGCUGUAUACCGAUCCCAUCUACUGGCUGCUGUACAGGGCCGGAUGGAUGAGGAGGUCCAAGAGCUCUUACUGCAGAUCCUGAGGAUGUCACACAAGGACCAGGGUUACUGACCCCCACAGGCAGUGUGCUCCCUGUGCAAUGCAAGACACAACGGGCUAUGGGACCCACCACUGUACUAUACCCUCUACUAACUACAGUAUAUGUACACACUUACUGAAAGCAACGGGUCUGUUCUGCAUACAGUACGUGUAGCCUUGGAAAGACAGAGGUUAGCCCCUUCAUGACUAGCGUUGAACUGGAUAGACAUGGACAGGUAUGGUUUUCUGGUAUCGGAAAGAGAAAUGUAUUUAUAGAUAAUUACUUGUAUUGAGUAACAAUAAUGUAUAAUAAUAAUAAUAAUAAUAAUAAUAAAUGCCAUUUAGCAGACGCUUUUUUAUCCAAAGCGACUUACAGUCAUGUGUGCAUACAUUCUACGUAUGGGUGGUCCCGGGGAUCGAACCCACUACCCUGGCGUUACAAGCGCCAUGCUCUACCAACUGAGCUACAGAAGGACCAUGUAUCUCUUGUCUCAAUUGUGUGAUGAGCCUAUUGAUUGAAUAUAUUUUGUAUGAUAUUCUUACAAUAAAGAUGUAGAAAGAAA